AUGUCUCUACACCCAUCCCUGAGUUGGGAGUUGAUUGACACCGUCUUUUAUCGUUCAAGGCCUUGCUAUGAGUCCCUCAACUGGCCCUUUGACAAUUUCAAUUUGAAAGAUUAUAUGGUAUCCAUAGGCCCAUUUGCCUCAAUCUAUGCGCUAUACCCAAAAUCGGCAGUCGUCAAUCUCCAAUUGACGGACGUCAAUGAUUGCAUAACGGUUUUAAAUGGUUCCGGUAUGGAGAUUUUCCGUAUUAAUUGGAACUUCACAUUGAAUCAAAUAGUUAAGGUGGGUUUUACCAGAGACUCCAAACUUAUAAUGGUGCUCAAAACCGGCAUUUGUAGGCUAUACUACAACUAUCAGGGCGAUUUCAACGAAUACGAUCUAAAAUUGGGUACCAUCAAAGAUGCUAGAUUUUCUCUAAAUGGAGACUUUGCUGUUCAAACUCAUUCAAACAAAUUUGCAUAUAUUCCAAAUAUUCAGGAUCCAUCACCCGUCAUCUUUCAGCAGUUAGAAACCGAAGAUGUGGAACCCUACCAUAUAACCACUUGGACGUUCACCGCCUCCAAAGGCCCCUCAGAAACGGCAGCAACCCAUGGAGAGUUUCAAGAUUCAGUCAGGUUCUUCAUCUUCACAACCACCGGCAUCUCAAUACUAACCUCCACAUCGACUGAACCUAUAUUGCUGAACCAUGCGUUUUUACAGUCUGUACACCUGGUCUCAAUCUCGCCGAACCAGAACUUUACUGCACUUUAUGCUGCAAACAGCAUUUACAUUCUAGAUGGUGAAUUCAACGAUUUGUUAAUACAGCAUGAAAAUGUAUCCAAUGUAUCGGAUCUUCGAUGGUGUUCUAAUGAUGUUGUCGUCUAUACAUGUAACAAUAGCCUGAAUGUUCUUGGUCCAACAUUAGAAACACUCAAGUUCUAUACUUCAGGUACUCCUUAUUUGCAUGCCGAAAUCGAUGGUUUGUAUUAUUUGACUAAUGACGGAUUGAAUUUUUUCUCUAGGGUCCCAAACAUAACGGAAGAGACUUUUAAAAUUGGAUCUUCGUCUCCUUCUUCAGUGCUACUUGAUUCUAUUGAAUACCUUGAUAGGCGUUCUCCAAAGGCCAACGAUUUACUCGAAGUUAUCAUGGAUGAUUUGGUUUUAGCAGUUGAUGGCUGUAUACGUGCAGCAAGCGAGGAGUUUGAUGUCUACUGGCAGAAAAACCUUCUACGUGCGGCUGCUUUCGGUAAAGUCAAUUUGGAUUUGUAUGAUUCCACUGAAUUUGUUCAAACCUGUAAUUACUUGAGAAUAUUGAAUAUAAUCAGAGCCCCUGAUAAAGGCAUAUUUAUGACUUAUAAUCAAUUGCAAGAAUUCGGUAUCGAAAAAUUGAUUGAUGUCUUAUUAUUACGUCAACUACACUAUUUAUGUCUGAAGAUCUGCGAUUUCCUGGAUUUACCAAAUUUCAAAAUCAUGACCGAUUGGGCAUCCUGUAAAUUGAAAUACUCAACAAACAGUUCAGAUCAUGAAUUGCUUUCCCUUAUAGUGACGAAAUUGGAAAAAGAAAAGAUAGACUGGACAAGUUUAUCUUAUGUUGCUCAUAAUGAAGGUAGAACCACAUUAGCUAAAAAUUUCUUAACUUAUGAACCUUCAACCUCGAAAAAAGUCCGCUUUUUAUUGGAUGUUGGAGAUGGCAAUUAUGAUGAGCUAGAAUACGCCUUGACUAUAUCGGAUGAAGAUUCCGAUGCUGAUUCAAUACUGCUAAUACUGCUCCAAUUACAUGGAACAUUGACAAAUGUUGAAUUUUUCAAAAUCAUAAAUGAUAAACCUUCGGCCAUAGGAGUACUGAAAAGCUACUUCUAUCAAUUUGACGAUACAAUGCUAGAAAAUUUUAUGUUUCAAGACGAUGAUAUAAUUGGACAGAUCCUUCUAGAGAAUAACAUGGCUAAGAAAACCGUUUUAAUGAAUAGAUCCAAAUAUACCCAAUUCCUACAGUCACCCACCAAUAAUUUCAAUAAGGUAGAACAAGUGCAACUUGAUCUGAGGAAUACCUUUGCUAAUAUAGUUGCAGGAGAACCUAUCAUUAAAACCCUAGAGAAGAUAAUAGUUGUUGACUUAAAGAAAGCCCAAAACGUGGCUAGCAAACUGAAUGUCACGUCAAGACAAUUUGCCAUGUGUGUUUUACAGACUCUUGCGCCAAUAGCCGCAAAACAUCCCGAGCUCUAUGACUUUGCUAAUUCAAAACAUGGCAAAGUCCUCAAGUUUGAAACAUACUUCCGGGAGCUGCUCAAAAGGGGAGAGAAAAGACAGGCCGGUUUGUAUUUGAAAUCAUGCAAGGAUAUGGCGUCUAGAGAGAAAAUAAAGGCAUAUGUACAAUGCGGAAUGUGGAAAGAAGCUGUCCAAGAAGCUGCGUACAGGAAAGAUACGGAUAUUCUAACACAAAUGAGAGAUUCGAGAACUGGUUGGGAAUCUAAACUUGCAUCUGAAGAGUUACAAAGACUGGCCUAA
This is a messenger RNA of Pichia kudriavzevii, 2481 nucleotides long. RefSeq lists its product as uncharacterized. Gene Ontology annotation, molecular function: actin binding. The transcript has a single exon. NCBI's taxonomy places the organism in Eukaryota, Fungi, Ascomycota, Pichiomycetes, Pichiales, Pichiaceae. The record is from RefSeq and is a predicted model, not a curated record. The coding region runs from base 1 to 2481 and encodes 826 amino acids. Gene Ontology annotation, cellular component: cytoplasm; endosome; lysosomal membrane. Gene Ontology annotation, biological process: endosomal transport; intracellular protein transport; vacuole fusion, non-autophagic.